AGGAGGAGGAGGGGGUAAAAAAAGAAACUACUACUGAAGUGAGCGUGAAGAGCAGUUAGUGUGGGCAGCCUCUCGGACACGUCCUUCUCACAGCUGACCGAGUCAAACUCCGAGAUUGUUCUCAGCGCAGGAUUCAGCGACAACUUUCUUUCUUUCUCUCGUUACAUAGUAGCCGGAUGGUUUUUACUAUAAAACUGUCGUGAGAACAUGGAUGAAGAGCUUUAAACCCCCCAUGUGAGGUUGUGUGUGUGUGUGUGUGUGUGAGAGUGUGUGUGUGUGGGAACUCGGUGGAAUGAGGCGAAUCGGUUCACCGCCGCUUCACUCGGAGACGGUUCUGUGGCUCGUCUCUGUGCGCUUUGCGGUUUGAGUGCGCAUUUUCGCCGCGUUUGGGGAUGUUGGCGCGGUCAGUCGGAGUCAUCUGGUUCCUCUGGGCUUCAGUGCUCAGUGCUGGUUUAUGCUCCGAGCUGAAAGUGAGGGUUCGACUCGCUGAUGGCCAGAUCACUGAGGAGCUGCUGGAGGCGGAUAGUGAGAGAGACUCCAUCACAGUGGAGUACAGGCAGGCUGACGGCACACUCAUCACUUUCGUGGCAGAUUUUAAACAGGAUGUGAAGAUCUUCCGGGCAUUGAUUCUGGGAGAGUUGGAAAGGGGGCAGAGCCAGUACCAGGCACUGUGCUUCAUCACACGUCUCAGCCACAAUGAGAUUAUCUCCAGCGAGUCCAUGGCCAGACUCCGGCAGAAAAACCCACACACCGUAAGGACAGCGGAGGAGAGGAAGCCGACAGAGACGCUCAGCAUGAACGUGGCGGUUAACGUGACGCUGGCAUGGCAGCUGAGUACCCUCAUCUACAACACGUGUAGUGUGGCGCACGACGCCGUGUACACGCGUGAAGCCGACAUGCACCACUGGCUGGACACGGGUAUCGAGAGCUCCGUGUUUGAGACUCUACCGCAGGCUGUGGAGGUUCCUGGGCUGCAGAGCUGCCGCUCGGUGAAGGAUCUUUGGCAGUCUUGCUCCUGUAGCUACAGCAUAAGACUCGAGUGGUACCCGUGUCUGCUCAAAUACUGCCGCAACAAGGACUCUUCGGGCCACAGCGCCCCGUACAAGUGCGGCAUCAAGAGCUGCAGCAAAGGCUAUGACUUUACAUACUACACACCUCAUAAACAGCUCUGUCUCUGGGAGGAGGAGACUUAGCGAUGCAUGCUCAGCUUCACACAGCCAAUUUUUUUUUGUUUGUUUGAGCACCGAGCCAUUUGAACACAACUGUCCAUGCUUGAGAGUACCUGUGACAUAUUCUCACGCAGAGUCGAAGGCCCAGGGCUCAAGAUAAGAUGGGGAAUGGCUUUGUCUCUGUGAGUUCUUGCGAAAUCACAUGGAUUUUAUUUCAUCAGACUUUUAAAAACGUUUUUGUUCAGUAUGAUUAGCGGAGGUGGAAGGAGCUUGUACAAAACUUGCCGAUCCACUUCCUGUAGACCAAGCGACUGUGAAUCAAGCGAUAAGUCUAACAAGCUGUAAUCUGUUGAUUACCGAAAACAUGUUCAGUCAGGAUUUUCUGCUCGCUACAUGUUCUAAUUUAUUGUUUGCUAUGGGAAAUGAUUGAAAAAGCACAUGGCUAAUGCACAUGUUCUACAUAUAUGUUCCCCACUUUUUUCUUUUUAAAAAAAAAAUUAGUAUUUUGUUGCCGUGAGGAUUGAGGUUGAGGAUGUUCUAGAGAACUGGGAUGAGAUGCUGAUAUUUCAGUGAUAUUUCAAAAAUCCACCAACUUGGAGCAACUUGACUAUUAACCUUUACAAUUAACCUGCGACCUUCUGAGUUUAGUUCAUUCUUUCCUCAGCAUGAUAGUCAAUUUUCACCAUGUUUACCGGUUUCCUGCAUUAACCACAGUGCAGUCUGACCACAGCGACAGUGGCGCUAAUGAGAUUGUCUGCAUGAGGAGAGCGUUGCAGCAGUGCUUUAGUCCUUUUAGUAUGCAGCGCUGUCUCACACCCUCCUAACAGAUGCUAAUACCAUCGUCAUCUCCUUGAUCGCUAACUAGCCAAGCUGAGUCGUUGCUGUAUCUCGGUGUAAGUGUGUCAUUAUAAAGUAGUGUAAUAUGUCUGCAUUGCAUUCUGGAACUUUUCCUGAAGUCCAGCGUUUGCUGUCUUAACUGAUGCUCAUUAAUAUGACAUCAGCGCAACUGGAAAAUGGUGGGUGAGGACAGAAGCUCUAACAAUGUUAUAUCGAUGUCUCACUAAGAUGUCAGAGCAGGAGACUCCUGCUUAUCACGAAAAUAUCAAAAAUACAACACGAAUGAAUUGGAACUGAAUCACUUAAUCAGUUAUUUCAAUCUUAACAUAUUUCAGGUUUGUUUUUCUUAUUUUUCCACUACAAUCACGGUGUGUUUCAUAUCUAUGGGUUUCUUUGAUAAGGUUCUUGGAACGUCACCAGUAUUUUCUUUCACAACACAUUUAGAUAUCGGAAGCAUUUUUGCCCCCUAGCUAUGCAUUUAGUAGGCAUGUUUUCAAGCAUAUCUAUAACAAAGAACCAAAGUAAUCAUCUUCAGUCCAUGAAAAACAGCUUCACAGUGCCAUUUACAGCCAAAAGCGCCACCUCGUGGUGAUUUUAUUAUUUUUUAUUUUUUUAUAAAACCGCCGAGUUUUCCACAGGAUUCAUCGGUUAGUUGAUCCUUAAAGUUACCGCAAGUGUUCGUGCUUAAAAACGUUUUAAUUAAGCCAGCACGUUUGACCUUUAUCAAGCAGGACCAAAAAUGCUAUUGCGUUGAGAGGACGCUUUGACUAGCAAAGAAUUCCUUCUUUCCAUCCGCAUUUGAACUUUUCUAUAGUGAUUCCAUAGUGUUCAUUGUUUACGGUACAACUGAUUCAGCUAAUAUAAUCUUUCACAAAAGGCAAGGAGAAAUCUUCAUUGCCAAAUUCUACCUGCCCAUGUUGAAUUUUGGGUAUCUAAAGUGCCUUGAUGCAUCAGUGUUUACUGAUUUAUUUUAUAGGUAGAUGUAAUAGAAUUGUGUAAAAAAAAAAAUAUUUUUCUACGAAAAUGUUAAAGGAGUAUGAAGUAAUAAUUUGAAAUAAAAUCUAUGUUCCAGAAA
This is a messenger RNA of Hemibagrus wyckioides, 3081 nucleotides long. It is a transcript of the gene oafa, whose product is annotated as OAF homolog a (Drosophila). The record is from RefSeq and is a predicted model, not a curated record. NCBI's taxonomy places the organism in Eukaryota, Metazoa, Chordata, Actinopteri, Siluriformes, Bagridae. The transcript has 4 exons. Bases 393 to 1193 code for a protein of 266 amino acids.